AUGAAAGGCAUCGAUCUUGUUACAGACAGGAAUAAUCUUCGUGUACUCCUGGCCUUUGUUUGUGGCCAGAAGCGCACACGCUCGCUCCGUAUUGGCGUCAAGGUCGUUCAGUCCACAGUUAUGUUCACUUGCUGGAACCGCAAAACUACUAAUUAUAUUUCUGGUUUUGAUGGUUACGGCCAUGAAGCCGAAAGAGCUUGGACUAAAAAGCCCAAUUUUAUCAGAGACAGUGUGAUACACAAUCGAGUCGUCCACUACAAUUUUGGAGGCAUCAACCUUAUACUCCGGUUUGAAGUUGAUGCCUGCAGAGGAUCCACGAACGAUGUCCUUGGAUAUAAGCCCGUGAUCAGCACGUACGAGACACCCACAGGCUACACUGUGCGAAAUCAAGGGUAUUUGGUCGACUCGUCUCGUCUUGUUGAGAUCAAAACCGGGACGCAACGGAGAAUCUCGAAAAGCGCAGAUCAGCUAUGGUUUUCAAAAACGCCCUUUCUAUGCAAAGGCCGCUAUACAGGGGACGGAAUCUUUUCGCCAGCAAGCCAAGUGAACUUUAUUCAAGACGGAAAGCUAGAGAAAUGGGAGAAUGAGAAUAGGGAAAAGCUGAUGAAGCUGGUCACAUUGCUAGAAACGAUUAUGGAAAUGGUGAGGGCCGCACCGCAGGGUACGUAUGCGCUGGUUAUUCUCCCGGGGGAACCUAUCCUGAAGCUGCACAAAGCUUCAGACACAUAUGAUAAGGAUCUCCCGGAGGACCUGUUGACGAUGUGGAAAUCUGAUGAGACAUAG
Messenger RNA from Arthroderma uncinatum, 783 nucleotides. RefSeq lists its product as uncharacterized. Lineage: Eukaryota; Fungi; Ascomycota; Eurotiomycetes; Onygenales; Arthrodermataceae. The record is from RefSeq and is a predicted model, not a curated record. Bases 1 to 783 code for a protein of 260 amino acids. The transcript has a single exon.